Messenger RNA from Peniophora sp. CBMAI 1063, 1206 nucleotides. Lineage: Eukaryota; Fungi; Basidiomycota; Agaricomycetes; Russulales; Peniophoraceae. The record is from the annotation of a GenBank genome assembly.
AUGUCCUCGCCUUCCAACUCCCCUGUGCAGAGCGUUCAGGUCGACCCAUCUAUUCCCUCGGUCUUCCUUCACAAGCGCAAACGGAUCUGUGUAGAGGAAGAUAAGGAGAGCGUUAGGGAAGUCAAGCCGUUCCACAACGUCGUCGAUAUAACCACAAUCGCUUCGCAGGCGGUCAGCAACGCGCCCACCACCUCCCAUCGUAUCGCUAUCUGUCCUCUCGCACCUGAACAUAUGCAUUCUCCUACCCCUUCUUCAUCAAGUGAUCCAGCGCAAACGCAGACACUCGCCCACCAGCACUCGCGCACAUCAUCGCCGGCGAUCUACGCGCGCGCAAUCUACAGCGACCUUCCGGCGUCUCUUCACCCCCUGCUCAUACAACCUUCCCCUCAUCAACAUGCCGAAGAGAACCCACCCCAGGCUCUCGACGUUCCAUUGACAGAAGAUAUCCUCGCUGGUUUCAUUGAGACCAGAGUCGCGCGAGCGCUCUCAACCACAAGCACCUCGACAACACCUUUGACCCGACAGGGUUCAUCUUCGUCUACGAGCAUGGACCUCUAUUCCACAUCCGAAGAUGUAGACGGCGAGCCUCUCUUCUAUCAAGAGCUCUGCGCGCACAAGACGCUGCAGAACGCAUGCGUGCAAGCUCAAGCUGCAGGCGAAGACAUCAUCAGUCAAUCCAGCUACAUGCAUCCCGGCGCGGAUACGAGCGAAGUACCGAGCCUCCUCGAACGCGCAACGCGGGCAGCCGUGGCUCCGUAUGAGAGUGCAUGUGCGGACGUCGAGCAUCGCAUCUCUGUGGCGAGGGAUAGGGAUGAGAGGGCGCGAAGCCCGUUGGAUGGCCUACCAGCGCUCUUUGACUCUGAGCUCGCGAUUGAGAGUUCGACCCGUCCAGCAAACGAAGGUCUCGAGAGGCGAGACGAUGAGCGCUCGUUCAUCCCCUGCGGGCUGACAGAUACUUGCGGCGAACCACUAUUCGAUGCGGCUUCAGCGCGCGCACACUUCGCGCUCGCGCAUACGCUGGAAGCUGAGUGGGGGGCAGAAACGCAAACGUGCGACUGGUUUGGAUGUGGUGCCACACUAUUGGUGUCCUGCUUCGAGCAGCAUAUACUGCGAGAGCACGUCGUAGAGCCGCUUCUACGGGGAGAAGGAGAGGUGGCCGAUGAUUUGGACGAUGAGGAUGACGAUCUGAAUAGCGGUGAAGUGUAG